AUAAUUCAAAAGUUAUCGUAUUCUCUUACGUAGAAAUUGAUAGAGAUGAUUCAGCCGCAAUUCUGAAUGUUUAUUUCUAUACAUCCAGUACAAAUAUCGAUUGUUACAGCCAUCCAGAAUCUGUAAAGUAGGAUUCUAUUAACGUCUGUUUUAUGAAAUCAACUUUGUGGUUUGCUUUGAUGAUGAAAUGGCGACUGGAGGGGAUAUAAUCGAUUUUGGAAUACUCCAAAGAGAAUCUGAAAAAUUCUAGUUAACGUAGCGACUGAAAAAAAUUGAGUGAAGUAGAUGCAAGUCUGUCAGAAUCGUAGAUCCUGUUAUGGGUUCCACAUCUUCCGCAUUCCCAUGGUUCAGUUUUGGAUUUUGAGUGGACUACGUUGUGUUUUUGAAAGAUGUAGAAAAAGGCCAAACAAUAAGAAGAAAUUUAAUGAUGCCCAACCUUCCUAAGCUCCUCACAGUGGAGGAGAAGAAAUAUCUUCUAGCAGUUGAAAGAGGUGACAUGGCUAACGUAAAAAGGAUACUGCAAUUAGCGAAGAGAAAAAAAGCUGUGGACAUAAAUUGUGUGGACAGCUUAGGCAGGGGAGCUUUGACGAUAUCGAUAGAUCAGGAGAAUCUGGAAAUGGUGGAGCUUUUGAUAAUCAUGGGCGUCGAGACAAGAGAUGCACUUUUGCAUGCUAUAAAUGUGGAGUUUGUAGAGGCUGUAGAGCUGUUGCUGGAACACGAGGAGUUGAUUCAUGUUGAAGGAGAACCAUACAGUUGGCAGAAGGUAGAAAGCAACACAGCUUCUUUCACACCUGAUAUCACUCCUCUCAUCCUAGCUGCUCAUAGAAACAACUACGAGAUUAUAAAGAUACUUCUGGACAGAGGAGCCACCAUUCCAAUGCCUCAUGAUAUCAAAUGCGGUUGUGAUGAAUGCAUAACUUCAUCACGACAGGAUUCCUUGAGACAGGCCCUCUCACGUCUGAAUGAAUAUAAAGCUCUUGCAAGUCCUUCUCUAAUAGCACUCUCAUCCAGUGACCCCAUUUUAACGGCUUUUCAGCUAUCGUGGGAACUCAGAGGUCUGGCCUUUGCGGAACCGGAAUGUAAAUCAGAAUACCUGGAUCUACGCCGCCAAUGUCAGCAAUUCGCAGUAGAUCUCCUACACCAGUCUAGAAGUUCACAGGAACUAGCUAUUAUUUUGAAUCAUGAUCCUGAUGAUCCAACGCCAUACGAAGAAGGAGAGCACAUGAGAUUGUCUCGAUUGGAACUAGCCAUACAGUACAAGCAGAAGAAAUUUGUCUCCCACCCUAACAUACAACAGCUAUUGGCCGCCAUUUGGUACGAAGGUGUGCCAGGGUUCAGGAGGAAAACUUCUAGCCAAAAAAUCAUGAUAAUCGUCAAAGUAGCCUUGCUGUUCCCGUUUUACUGCAUGCUGUACAUCAUUGCUCCAAAUACUCAUACAGGAAAACUGAUGAGGAAGCCGUUUAUGAAAUUUUUGAUACACGCCUCGUCGUACUUGUUUUUUCUACUAAUUCUGAUUUUGGUUUCUCAAAGAGCUGAAGACCUAUUCAUCGAACAAUUUGGGACCGAAAAAUGGAAAGAGAGCGUGGUAGAAAAGUAUGAAAGGCAGAGGGGGAACCCCCCAAUGCUCCUUGAGUAUGUGGUCCUUAUUUAUGUUUUAGGUUUUAUAUUUGAGGAGGCGCAUGAGAUGUUUUCUGAAGGUUUUGCAAACUAUCUGAGGAACAUGUGGAAUAUAAUAGAUUUCACCAGGAAUUUUCUCUACACUGCCGUUCUACUCCUAAGGGUUGCAGCUUAUUUAGAACAAAAUUCGGAGAUCUCAAGAAAUCCUGGGACUGCAUACCUUAGAAGAGAGGAAUGGGCUGCUUUUGAUUUCCAGCUGGUGGCAGAAGGACUUUUUGCUGCUGCUAAUGUUUUCAGCGCGUUAAAACUUGUUCAUCUCUUCUCAAUAAAUCCACAUCUUGGACCCCUUCAAAUCUCUUUGGGCAGGAUGGUCAUCGACAUCGUAAAAUUCUUCUUCAUAUACAGCUUGGUACUUUUCGCGUUCGCAUGUGGGCUGAAUCAGCUUUUAUGGUACUUUUCGGAUUUGGAAAGACAAAAAUGUUUUCAUCUUCCUAAUGGUAAUGCGGACUUCGACAAUUUCGCUGAUUCUUGCAUGAAAUGGAGAUAUUUUGCCAAUGUUUUUGAAUCAUCCCAAUCCCUGUUUUGGGCUAGUUUUGGCCUCGUUGAUCUAUCCAGCUUCGAAUUGACUGGCAUCAAAACAUAUACGAGAUUUUGGGGUCUUCUCAUGUUUGGUUCAUAUUCCGUUAUAAACGUUAUAGUGUUAUUGAAUCUCCUCAUAGCCAUGAUGUCCAACUCCUAUGCCAUCAUAGAGGAACAUUCCGACACUGAAUGGAAAUUUGCAAGGACCAAACUAUGGCUGAGUUAUUUCGAAGAAAGUGCCACUCUACCACCUCCAUUUAACCUUAUACCUACGCCAAAACUUCUAUUGAAAUCCUUAGGUUUGAGGAAGAAGGACAAACUGGCAAGAAUGUCUUCAAAGAUACGAAACAGGGAAGAGAGAGAACGAGAUUACAAAUAUUCAGCAGUGAUGAGAGCUCUAGUUUGGCGCUAUGUUGCAGCCCAACAUAAGAAAGAAGAAGAGAAUCCAGUAACUGAGGAUGAUGUUAACGAGCUCAAGAGCGAUAUUUCCUCGUUCAGGUAUGAAAUACUGGAAGUCUUACAUCGGAAUGGAAUGGAUACUUCUUCAGCUGAUAGAAAAGAAAAAGCAAUACUUGGAAAGAAAAACAAGGUCUGGGAACGAAGAUUGAUGAAAGACUUCAAGGUUGGUCCAGUAGCAACAGAAGAUGAUGAAGAAUUUCUUUAUGCUCCUCCAGAAAACGAAACUGCAACUGCCAGAUUCCGAAGAAUAGCCAAGCUAGCUAUCCUCAAUUCUGGAAUGAACAAAUGGCGCCAAGUUGUUAAAGGAGCAUGCAUAGCGUCCCAAAUUGGACAUUGCAACAGCAGAGACUCGUUCAGAAAACAGCAGAACCUUCAGCAAGCCAUCCAAGCAGCCCAAAGCCUUACCAUAAAAUCUCCAGAAGGCUCUAGAUCCGUUACACCAAUAAGUCUACCAGAUACCACAGGACUGAACAUCAUCAACAUCAUAAGAGACUUCGACGGUGGUAAAUUGAAGCCGCCAACUAGAAUAUCUCAGGCAGCAGAGCUGAACUCCGCGCUUUCUCAAAGAUUAGAGCCUGAUCUAAUCAAUUUGAACGAGAAAUCUUCACCUUUACCCUUCAAGCAUAUCCUGGGAAAUGAGUUUCCUUUGGAAACCAUCAUGGAGAUUUCCAGGAGAAAUACAAUGAGUUCUUCUUCGCAAUCUGAACUAGCAGCUGAGGAAAUAGAAGUAGCAGAGGAAACUAAAACUGAAGAAACAGAGAAGACACAGAAAGAAGGUCAAAAGGAGGAAUGUACAGAUACAAACUUCGAUAUUAUGAAGAAAAUGGGAGAGGAGAUGAAAGCAGACGCCCAGAUUGGUGUCGAAGACGUUUUGGAUAACUCCAAUUUAGUGUACACCUCCGGGAUUGUACAGCCAGAAGAACAGCCACCAGCAGAUGCUCAGCAGCCUGAAAUUGAAAACGAAUCCACCAAGCUUGAAUCGACAGGAGAUCAUAAGCAAGCAACACUUUCUGAUAGUCAAAUUUCUUCAGAAAAAAUUGUUGAUGAUGCAUCUAGUUGCCCUACGGAGAAAUCUUCACCAGACGAAGACUCAGCUUCUAAAGAUGAUCUCGAAGAAACAUCUACUCCAUCUAAAACACCGGAAACGCUGAAAAAAGAAUCUUCGUCGACAUCUCAAGAUGGUGUUCGAGUAAAAUACACAGCACCAAGAGCUCCAGAAUUAUCAUGUGAGGAAAAAACUACGACAACGAGAGUUGAAACAGAAGAUAGCAGUACUUCAAGUCCACCAAGUGGUAGUGGAGACGCUUCUGAUGAAGCCAUACCAGAACCAGUUAAGAUUAAAGGUCCUUCUGUGACGUUUUCGCCAGCCUUAGAUGAUGUGCAAGUGGAAUCUCCUAAAAUGGGGAAGUCUGUGAAUGUUGAGAAGGCAGAGGAACCACCAAAAGUGCCCUUGAAGUCCAGUUUGAAGACGAACGACCAAAAGCUUUUGACUCCUACAGCAUCACCGAGCACCUCAAGGCCUCAAAGUCCAACGCCAUCAGAUGGUGGAAAAUCACCUUUAGCCUCCAAGAAUAUACGAAGAGUUGAUAAAAGAAGCCAACCAAAGUUUGGAUGGCUCUAAAUUUUAUGAUAUGUUAUAUGUUUCGCUCAAAUUUGAGCAGUUUGUAAAUAGAAAAAAAGAAUUCAUUUCAUACCUUUGCUCGGCAAGGGUGAUCAACAUACCAAUGAUAUCAAUUUUUUGAAAUAUUUAUUAGUUAAUUUCAAUUCUUUGUUAUUGUAAUAAUGAACACAUCCCUUUAU
Harmonia axyridis is the source of this 4455-nucleotide messenger RNA. Its product is annotated as transient-receptor-potential-like protein. The transcript is spliced from 20 exons. Gene Ontology annotation, biological process: calcium ion transmembrane transport; manganese ion transport; regulation of cytosolic calcium ion concentration. The coding region runs from base 425 to 4276 and encodes 1283 amino acids. Gene Ontology annotation, molecular function: inositol 1,4,5 trisphosphate binding; store-operated calcium channel activity; protein binding. Lineage: Eukaryota; Metazoa; Arthropoda; Insecta; Coleoptera; Coccinellidae. The record is from RefSeq and is a predicted model, not a curated record. Gene Ontology annotation, cellular component: cation channel complex; membrane.